UUUACAUGAAGUGCACAGCGACGGACGACACUGUCCUGGAGGAGCAGGCGUCCGAGUCAGGGACGAGCGGGCAAGAGCAUGAGGUGAAGAUGAUUGUGGCCCCGCCCGACCCGGAGGACAAGCCGGGGCCUCCCAGCCCCACGGAGGAGCUGGAGUGUAAGAUCUGCUACCAGCGCUACAACACCCACAACCGCAAGCCCAAGAUCCUGGACUGCCUGCACCGCGUGUGCGCCCGAUGCCUCAACAAAAUCCUGGACAUGGGCGACGGCUCGGGUUGCAUCUCUUGCCCCUUCUGCCGCCACGAGACCGAGGUCAGCGAGUACGAGGUGUCGGGCCUCCCCGACGACUCCAACAUCAUGUCCCGCCUGGCCGCCACCCGCGACAAGUCCUGGAGCUCCGCCGACAGCAGCAAGGAGGUGGUGCUGACGCCCAAGAGCCUGUCUUCAUCCAGCCCGUCCCACGACUCCUCCAACUGCCUGGUCAUCACCAUCAUGGAGGUGCAGAGUGACUCGCAGCGCUCGCCCAGCCGGAACGACAGCUCCGACUACUACGCCGAGCAGAGCCUGGACUCCGUUUCGGUGGCGUCCAACGGUCCUGCCGACCAGGACGCGCUGUCCAAGCUGUGCAACCACGUCCCCCGGAUCCUGGUGUGGCUGCUGGGGUUCUUCUACUUUGGCUCGCUGCCGCUCGGCAUCUACCUGCUGGUGAUCCAGAGGGUCACGCUGGGCAUCGUGUGUGUCAGCCUGGUGCCCUCCAGCCUGACUGUGUGCCUCGUUUACGGCUUCUGCCAGUGCCUGUGUCAGGGCAUGUGUGACUGCUCUUCCAGGGCCUGACUGACUGACUUGCUGAUUGGCUGGUGUCAUGGGUUUCUGGCAAUGGUCCCUUGGGUGAUUGGUCACCAGAUGAACAGCUGGGUAUUUUCGAGAGGACUCUGUGCGAGGGGAAAGCCGCGUUGUAGGGGUUGGAGAUUACCCACGAUGCUCUGUGUUCCUUUCUCCCGGUUCCGGGGAUGACAACAGCUUAGUGUCAGUUCUCACUGCUAAGGAUGUGUUCUUAGACCAAGACUUAGGACAACUGAGCACUCUCAAAGAGUAGCCCAAGCCUGGCUACGAUGCACCCAAUUGGUAGUCAAUGUUUCUGUGUUUCUGUGUGUGUGUGUGAGGAUGAACAGUCCCUCUGUGCCAAGCCGUUAUCCCCCAGGUCAUGUGACGUGUUGUGUUCCACAAAAAGUACCCCUCUUUUUGUCUUACUCUCUUUCCUCUCCGCUUUCUCCGUCCUCCUCUAUAAAAUCCUCUCUCUCUGCCCUCCUCCCUCCCUCCCUACUCCUCCAUUUGUCUUAUUUUCUCUCUCCAUCUAUGCGUCUCCUUUGCUAAUGUUUCACAGAUGAUGUUCACAGCUCUGUUGACACCCGGAAUAAGUGUAGGUGCACCAGACUGCCCUGCCCAAUAAGGGGCAAGGGAUUGCACAGGGGACUAUCCAAUCAAAUAAAUGGGGAAUUAUUUUUUUGUUUUCUUGUUUAAAUCAUUCCCUCUUCUUUCCUGCCAACACACAAGGAGGGUGAACCUUAACCGAACUGGAAGUGAGAGAAAUUGUGUGUUGAAACAGUGAAAAUCCAUAAUGCCCCCCCCCACACCAGAAACUGGUAAGUAGGUAAAGGGGAUGAGGGGUUUUGAUUUGUAUGCAUUGCGGUUACUUGAAAAGGGCAAAAAAAGAAAUACUGUGAAAAACAUUGAGAUCCAGUCUAGAAUAAGUAGCCAGCUCCUUGGUUUAUGAAACACACAUCCAUUUCAGAGGCUCUGCUCUCACCCAGGGUUAAUAUUAGUGUUCAAUGCAUGUCUUGUCUGACUAUCCUGGAGAAUUCAGGGCUUUGUGUCCCACUGGAUCCAAGGCACACACAGACCACAGAUGACAGUUUAAAUGAGAUUCGGUAAUACAUCAAAAGGCUUUUUUUCUUUUUCUCUCUCAUCCGUUAGAUCUGACUGGCAGCUCGCGUUAUAGGACAUUUGAAACGCUCGAACGAGACCCGAUCUAUCAUCUUCCUGGUUGACGUUGCAGAGUGCUCGUUUUAGGAGAGAAAUGCGCAAACAACAAAAGCAAUCACUACAUCUGAAGUUAGUAAUGGGUUCAUUUCCCCAUUGUGGGACGAAAAAAGGUAUAUCAUCUUAUUUCCUCAAAACUAAAAGGGUUGACAGAGCAGGUGACUGUGCAGACUACACUAAAGGUAUUGGGGAUAAAAAAAAAAAAAAUUACAAGCAUUUGUACCAUCUUUACAGUUGAGUGAAUACUGUGACAGUUGUGAAACGUAGGAAAGGAUAUGGGCUACUAGCCACACCAGUCAGUUUACCUGCUGUGUGGGCGGUGCUUACGGCUCAACCACUGUGACCGAGGAACCCAGAGGAACCCAGAGGAACACCGAGGAACCCCGAGGAACCCCGAGGAACCCCGAGGAACCCCGAGGAACCCAGAGGAACCCAGAAGAACCCCGAGGAACCCAGAGGAACGUGACGGCGUGGGGUCUGGGCAUUCCAUCACAUCAAUUUUGAGCUUUCAGUUCCAGUAACAACCACCCAUCACUGGGGUGAGUCGAACCUGUGACCUAUUGAUUCAUCUGAACCUGUGACCUAUUGAUUCAUCUGAACCUGUGACCUAUUGAUUCAUUUGAACCUGUGACCUAUUGAUUCAUCUGAACCUGUGACCUAUUGAUUCAUCUGAACCUGUGACCUAUUGAUUCAUCUGAACCUGUGACCUAUUGAUUCAUCUGAACCUGUGACCUAUUGAUUCAUCUGAACCUGUGACCUAUUGAUUCAUCUGAACCUGUGACCUAUUGAUUCAUCUGAACCUGUGACCUAUUGAUUCAUCUGAACCUGUGACCUAUUGAUUCAUCUGAACCUGUGACCUAUGGAUUCAUCUGAACCUGUGACCUAUUGAUUCAUCUAACCAAAUUACAAAGAAUAUAAAUACAAAAUACAAAUAAAAAGCCACAACUGACUUCAAAGGGAGAAAAAACGUCAGUAAGAAAAUGUUUAUCCAUCACAUGAAGCUUCACCCCCCCCCAAACAGAUUUAGAAAGCUGUGCAAGACAAUUAAAUCCCCUUUAUGCUGAAGCAAAGUAGGCAAUUAUAAAAAUCUAUUUCCAAACUAUAUUUAUAUGCGUACCAUACAAUAUCAAAUAUUCAACAUAUUUUUUAGGCAUUUUAAGCAAAUGUGAGUCAUGAAUUUUUAUAACACAUGAAUAAUUUAGCCACAGCCUUCCUCCCCUCAAUGACUCCCCCUCUCAUUUCUUCUACCUCUUCUCUAGUUCUCUUCCCCUCCCUCCUUCUCACCGUUAAGUCUUGCUUUCUCCUCCCUAUCCGCUUGUACAGAUGGGUUUGGUGUUAAAAUAUAUAUAUGAUCAAACCCGGCGAAGACGAGAGUGUGGUGAGAGAGGAUGAGUUGGAUCUCCCCACACACACACACACACUAACCCCAGCAGACAGCUCCAGCUGGAUCUCUCUCGGUGAAUCAGUUUCCUGCCUUCCAGAACCCCGCUUGGCAGCAACCCUCCUCACCACGGCGCCAAGCCUGAAAUCUUAAUCAGGGUUGUAGCUUGUUUCCUGUUGGCAUGUGGUUUGACAUCAACACGGUGUGAUGCUGACCCGCACACACGCCACCUGCACACGCCACCUGCACACGCCACCUGCACACGCCACCU
Hypomesus transpacificus is the source of this 3691-nucleotide messenger RNA. RefSeq lists its product as uncharacterized. Lineage: Eukaryota; Metazoa; Chordata; Actinopteri; Osmeriformes; Osmeridae. The record is from RefSeq and is a predicted model, not a curated record. The coding region runs from base 6 to 833 and encodes 275 amino acids. The transcript has 2 exons.